GCUAGAAAUGAAGAACGAGAACAACCAAACAUGCAAAGCACUUCCGAGUCCAAAAAUAUGGCGGCUCAAACAGGGUUGUCAACGCCAGCCUUUAUGAGCGGUAGUGAUGUCCCCGUAUUCCCCGCGACAGCUCUGUCCGCCGAGGCCGCCCCGUUCACUCCGCUCGGGAUGGAUGGUUGGCGGCUCGGCUCGCCGUCAGACGCCGAGAAACAGUUUUCCCGUUGCGCUACGAAGCUCAGAGCCCUGCGAGCGGACUCAGGGCAGCUCAGGGAGGAGCUCAACCUGCUAUUUGACCAGCUCCUGUCCGAGAACUACAACAGAACCUUCGAGCCCAGCAUCAACAUCCGACCGGAGGAUGUGUGCAGUCUGCUGAAACAUGCCAGUCGUCUUGUGCCGCUGAGUCAAGAGCAUUUAGUCAUCAAACUCUGCCAGCUUGUACAUCAUCUACUCAAUCAGCUGAAGGUAAUAAUGGACGAGCAGACGUUGGUUGUGUUGAUGAACUACACCACCAGUGCACUCAAAGUAUGCAGUACGUGGACACACUCGGAUGUCCUCCUGGCGCUCUCCACAGUAGUGUAUGGGAAUGGACCCCAGUGCCAGCAGCACCUCAGUGGCUUGCUGGGUGAAGACGGUGUCUUACUGCUGUAUAGUUCUCCAUCCCAGCCAAAUAUGGAGUUACGCCGUGUUGCUCUUACCUGCAUGGCCAACAUCUGUCUCAGGAUCCCCGGUCAGCCGCCUUUGGAUGAUGAAUGUAGAAGCGUAUGUUUCAAUGUCUUCCUGAAAACACUACAGUCACUCAAACCUCCCAACACUGAUGAGCUCUUCUACUGCAUGAUGAUCCAGGCUGCACUGAAAGGGCUUCAGUGUUGUCUCUCAGGCGGGAAGUGGAAAUUUGGCGGAGGGGAGGAGCUUGGGUCUGUACUGGCCUCACUUAAGAGGCUCAUGUUUCAGGGAACUCCAGGUGUUACUGUCGAGUGGCCGGCUGUGCUUUACCCAGCACCUCUUCCUCAGUACGAGGGUGUCAAUGCACCAAAAUUCGCUGAGCCGCAAAAACCCUCUGAACCACCUAAGGACCCCGGUGUGCCUGGAAAAACCUCAGGGAAUAAGAAGAGGAAAUCCAGAGGAAAGGGGAAGAAGACCAUCACUGAGGAGAGCAGAGGGAUUGAUGGAGAGGAAGAUGACCGAGAGGCUGUGCCUGCUCUUCAGAAGGGAGUGGCAAAAGAAGGAUGCAGAAGGGAGGGAGAGUGCUUGUCUAAACCCUCUGCCCUGUCUCUGUACCCCUCCUGGAAGAGGACCAGUUCUGACUCAGAGUUUUCUGACUCUGAAGGGAAUGCACAGAGCAAACUGAGGCUUUACCACGGUCGUGUGCGUCAAGGAGCGCUUCACUGUCUGCUCGCAGUGGUGAAAGGUGUAGAGAAGAGGACUCUGUAUGGGUACUGGUCCUCCUUCAUCCCUGACUCUCCUAUUGGGGGACCACCGCCUCUCACUCUGUUCACAAUCAUAUUGAAGGACCCCUCACCAAAGGUGCGUGCGUGUGCGCUUCAGGUGUUGUCAGCCAUGCUGGAUGGCUCCCGUCAGUUCCUGGCUGUGGCUGAAGACACGGCGUCUCCUCGAACAUCUUACACCCCUUUCUCCUUUUUGCUGGCCACUGCUGUCAGAGAACUGCACCGCGCUCUGAGUCUGGCUCUGCUUGCUGAGACCUCCCCUCAGACGCUCACACAGGUCAUAAAGUGUCUGGCCUACCUGGUGGCGAACGCACCCUACCACCGUCUCAGACCUGGUCUCCUCAGCCCUCUCUGGAAGCAGAUACGCCCCUAUGUGCGCCACAGAGAUGUGAAUGUUCGCGUGUCAGUCCUGACACUUUAUGGGGCUUUGGUGACGACUCAGGCUCCUCUCCCUGAGGUGCAGCUCCUCCUCCGACAGCCGGAGGGCAGCAGCACAGAGUCAUUCUUGCAGCAGGAUUCGGCUCUCAGCUGGAGGCAAAGAGACGGAGUGUCCUCGCCCUCUCGCACGCCAGUCACGCCCUCCCAGAGGAGUUCAUCUACACAAUCCCCCCGUGUUCCCCGCACGCCGGCGGAAGAGGGCAACUCCCCGCCGUGGCUGCUACAUCUGUGUGUGUCGCUGGUGACUCAGCCCAGAGAGGACCAAUCAGACAGCGAGGGGGCGGGAACAGGAGGAGGUCCUGCUUUUGAGCCCCCUCCUGUCCGACUUGAAGCUCUACAGGUCAUGUCCCAUCUGGUCCGUGGCUACUUCUCUCUAGUCCAAGCAUGUCUGUGUGACAUUGGGCAGGUGAGCGCCCGCUGCCUUGGGGAGACAGACCCCUCCAUACAACUGCACGGCACAAAGUUACUAGAGGAGUUAGGGAUGGGAAUAAUCCAGCAGUACAGAGCAGAGAAUAAUGUGCCCGAGAGCUCGAGGGUCCCCAUGAGCCAAGUGGUGCUGUUUUGGUCAGAAGUCUUGAGUGGUCCUCUGAACGCAGCGCUGCAGAAUGAACAACAUCCCACGCUGCAGACGAGCGCCUGCGACACGCUGUCCUCCAUCCUGCCGCAGGCGUUUGCACAGCUGCCUGACAAGACCCAGCUGAUGUGCAUAACCGUGCUGCUGGGGCUGACCUACAGUGAAAACUACUUGGUGAAGACAGCAGCGGUCAGGGCUUUGGGAGUCUACAUACUGUUUCCUUGCCUGAGAGAGGAUGUGAUGUUCGUGGCAGACACAGCCAACACCAUCCUCGCUGCUCUGGAUGAUCGAUCUCCAAAUGUUCGUGCCAAGGCUGCCUGGUCCCUGGGCAACCUCACAGACACACUUAUUGUUAAUAUGGAGAGUGUAGGUGUGGACUUCCAAGAAGAGUUAUCAGACAUGCUGCUGCUGAAAAUGUUGCAGGCCGCAACCCGAGCAUCUGCCGACAAAGACAAGGUAAAGUCCAACGCAGUACGAGCACUCGGGAAUCUGCUUCAUUUCCUGCGUCAGAGUCAGCUGAGCCGGUCUGCGUUCCAACGCCCGCUGGAAGAUGCAGUCCGUGCUCUGGUUAAAACUGUCCAAUCAGAUGCCACAAUGAAGGUCCGAUGGAAUGCCUGUUAUGCGUUGGGAAAUGCUUUCAGAAACCCCGCCCUGUCGCUCGACUCAGCGCCAUGGUCGUCUGACGCAUUCUCCUCCCUCUGCCAUGUUGUCACUUCCUGCAAGAACUUCAAGGUACGAAUCAAGUCUGCUGCUGCACUGGCGGUCCCCAGCCACCGUGGCUGCUAUGGAGACACGAAGCGGUUCAGCUGUGUGUGGCGUUCUCUCGCCACGGCGCUGGAGAACAGCGAAGACACAAACGACUUCUUAGAGUACCGCUACAGUGCCAGCCUGCGACACACGCUCUCACACGCUCUCCUACACCUGCUCAGUGUCAGCCAGUCACAGGACAUGCCAGCCCUCGGAGGAUCGCUGGCCUCGGAGGAAGGGAGGGCCAUCAAAGAGCAUUUGAUCAAAUAUAUCAGAGCAGAGGAGGGAGGAGGAGGAGAUGGGGAACAGGGAGAGAAAGACGCAGGGGGGGACAGUUUCACCCCUCAGCAGAGAGUUGGGGGUGUGCAGCAGACCCUGAUCAGACUGAAGGGGGUGAAGGCUGAAGGAGAGGGAUAUGCAGAGGAGGAAAGAGGUAAAGAGGUGGUGAUUCAUUUCCUGGAAGAUUUACUUAAGAUGUGUGAAGAGUCAUGAAGAAUCUCCUUUCCAGCUGCAGCGCUGGGUUUCAGAAAACUGCCUGAGAAGGACUGGUCUCUUAGGUUGGACAGAUCAGAAGAGAGAUGUCCAACCACAAACUAACUUAACUGAGGGCAAAGAUAAUCUUAACCCAUAUGUGUCUACAUUUUUCUCAGUGGUUUUAUGUAAUGUUAAUUGGGUCCCAUACAAACAUCUGUUUUCUCUAUUUUGUGCACUCUUUUCCAGAAAAUGUUUUUUGAAUGAGUGGCAGCUAUAGUUGCCUGUGGGCACGUGCCUUGUAUCUCCCCUAUAAUAAUAAAAUGUUAACUCAUUACUACUCUAAAUAGUAACAUCGUGAAACCACUAUUUGGUGAAUUAGUAUAGAUAGGUAAUUUCAUGUCUAUUCCUGUCAAAGUUACAAAAAAUAUACUGUAUAAUACACAAAAAGACACAGAGAAAUGCUUGUGAAAUCUUUCAAACAGGAAGUUCUUUGAACCAUUUAAAAGACUGCAGCCUUAUUUAUACAACAUAAAUAUUUAUGACACAAGUGAAAACCACAGCAAGUUUUUUUUCUCUCCUUGUUUAUGUCUAUGUAAAACAUUAGUGGGUCACCUCUCGUGGCCAUUUUGUGGAAGUUAUGUAAUUUGGAAUAUUUCUUAUUUUGCUGAACAGUUCCAACGCUGCAUCUCACGGAUGAUAGUAUUUAACUUGUCCUCCCCUGCAUUUGACAUCAUUCAAUCUUUCUGGUCUGCCACACAAAGCAGCACCGUCAGCCCUAACAUUAGCUACCAAACACUAGCAGUAAACUUUUAGCUAACAACUUAUCAAAAAAUUAACUGUUACUAAACAUUAGUCUUUAACUUAUCUAAUAUUAGUAAUUUAAAGUUUUACAUCUCCUUGUUCUUGUGUAUUUGCUAGCAGCUAAUUGAAAUAGCUGCUUGGACAGUAUGGUGUGUAACACUCUGGAAAGUCACUUCGUACCUCAGAAAAGGGGUAACAUCUCUGGAUUAAUUCCAGCCGGGGUGCCGCCCCGCUGACGGUGUAUUAGACUUUUCAGAUUAUUACUGUCAAGGCAUUUGCCCACAGGUAAUUAUGGUUGUGGCUUGGACAAAUGAAAUGAAAAAGUUUACAUCUGAUGUAAUAUUUUUGUUGUUUCGGUGAUGCUGGAGAUUUUCACGAUGAAGUAGAAACAUUCUUUGAAAAUGUCCUUAUGUUGGGAGGGUUUGUUUUUGCCAUAACCUCAAAGAAGGUGGAUCGGGACCUCAAAACAUCCUUUGACAAAAAAAUUAUUUUUGUUGUUGUCUAGUCACUUAACAAUGUUAUUUAAAACAUG
Scatophagus argus is the source of this 5011-nucleotide messenger RNA. It is a transcript of the gene heatr6, whose product is annotated as HEAT repeat containing 6. The record is from RefSeq and is a predicted model, not a curated record. NCBI's taxonomy places the organism in Eukaryota, Metazoa, Chordata, Actinopteri, Scatophagidae. Bases 31 to 3696 code for a protein of 1221 amino acids. The transcript has 20 exons.